AUGUAUCUAUUAAUCUUGAUUUCCCUCUUCAUAGUUUCCCUUUCUUCCUAUUUAUAUUGGUAUUACUACAUUUACGACCCGUUUCUUAACACUUUAAUCGAAACGUGCAAACAUUUAAUUCCAAAACUGAAAUCCCCUUGUGGUGAAGACGAGAGAACAUUCUACUCUGCAAAUGAAAUGAAUAAUAUACUUCGUAAUUCAAGCUUGAAGAGUCAAUUUAGAGAUGGUAAUAUUACUAGUAAAUCUGAAAUAAUGUCUUUAAAUGUUUUUACCCAACUCCAUGUGGUAGUACUAGUUGUGAAGAGAGAUGGAAAGAAAUAUGUUGUGGAUCCAUUGAUUCACAGAUUUCUCGAUAAGAAAUGUCAUUGUUAUUAUGAAAUGAAAAAUAUAAAGCCAAAUACUAAAAAGAUUGUAUAUAAAGCUGAUAAUGGAAGAUUGUUUGCAUGUGCUGAAUUGGAACGUUAUGAAUAUCUUUUAGGUUCUCGUUAUACGAGAUGUUGA
Molecule: messenger RNA, 501 nt
Organism: Naegleria gruberi
Lineage: Eukaryota; Heterolobosea; Eutetramitea; Acrasida; Naegleriidae
Exons: 1
Coding region: 1-501 (166 amino acids)
Source: RefSeq, a predicted model, not a curated record